This is a messenger RNA of Marmota flaviventris (yellow-bellied marmot), 2053 nucleotides long. RefSeq names its product phosphoribosyl pyrophosphate synthetase associated protein 2 (gene Prpsap2). The record is from RefSeq and is a predicted model, not a curated record. Gene Ontology annotation, biological process: purine nucleotide biosynthetic process; 5-phosphoribose 1-diphosphate biosynthetic process. Gene Ontology annotation, cellular component: cytoplasm; ribose phosphate diphosphokinase complex. Lineage: Eukaryota; Metazoa; Chordata; Mammalia; Rodentia; Sciuridae. Gene Ontology annotation, molecular function: magnesium ion binding; ribose phosphate diphosphokinase activity; ATP binding.
CUGGGUCCCGCGGGGGAGGCUGCGGGUACUGAGGGAGACUCCAGCCUCGCGCCCCUAGGGAUCCCCUCACUCUCUCCCUCCUUCCUUCUCGAGUGGGCUGGCGGGGACAGGACCUACCGCAUGGCCCCGGGGUCCCCCGCCCCCUCUAGGCGCCUUGGGGGAGACAAUUCCUGAUUGUGGGACCUGCGGCAGAGCCCUUCAGAAAGCGGGUCCCCAGCCAGCAGGGGAUCUCAUCUCCCAUCCCUAAUACUGCUUCAGUUCCAUUUGUUAAUCGCCGCAACUCAACAAGGAGGAAUUUUGUUGUCAGAGAAUAAAAGGAGGUUGUCCAUAAUUGACUUUAAGCAGCAAACAGUAAAACACUGAGCUCUUCAGCUCCACCUUUCUUGCUCAGAAUUGGAAAACCAAGAAGGUUUUGAUGUUUUGUGUGACGCCACCUGAAUUAGAAACCAAGAUGAACAUAACCAAAGGAGGUCUGGUGCUGUUUUCAGCAAAUUCUAAUUCAUCAUGUAUGGAGCUUUCAAAGAAGAUUGCCGAGCGGCUGGGGGUGGAAAUGGGCAAAGUGCAGGUUUACCAGGAACCUAACCGAGAAACCAGAGUACAGAUUCAAGAGUCUGUGAGGGGGAAAGACGUUUUCAUCAUCCAGACUGUCUCAAAGGAUGUGAACACCACCAUCAUGGAGCUCCUGAUUAUGGUGUACGCAUGUAAGACCUCUUGUGCCAAGAGCAUCAUCGGCGUGAUCCCCUACUUUCCUUACAGCAAACAGUGCAAGAUGAGGAAAAGAGGCUCCAUUGUCUCUAAAUUAUUGGCCUCCAUGAUGUGCAAAGCUGGUCUAACCCACCUCAUUACUAUGGAUUUACACCAGAAGGAAAUUCAGGGUUUCUUUAAUAUUCCUGUGGAUAAUUUAAGAGCAUCUCCCUUCCUAUUACAAUAUAUUCAAGAAGAGAUCCCAGAUUACAGGAAUGCAGUCAUCGUGGCCAAGUCUCCAGCCUCGGCCAAGAGGGCACAGUCUUUUGCUGAGCGCCUCCGCCUGGGAAUCGCUGUGAUUCAUGGAGAAGCACAGGAUGCUGAGUCAGACUUGGUUGAUGGACGGCACUCCCCACCCAUGGUCAGGAGUGUGGCUGCCAUCCACCCCAGCUUAGAGAUCCCCAUGCUGAUUCCUAAAGAAAAGCCCCCGAUCACAGUCGUUGGUGACGUUGGAGGAAGGAUUGCCAUCAUUGUGGAUGACAUCAUCGAUGAUGUCGACAGCUUUCUUGCUGCAGCAGAGACCCUGAAGGAAAGAGGUGCAUAUAAGAUCUUCGUGAUGGCGACUCAUGGUUUGCUGUCUUCAGACGCACCCCGGCUGAUUGAAGAGUCUGCCAUUGAUGAGGUGGUGGUUACCAAUACAAUUCCACAUGAAAUUCAGAAGCUUCAGUGUCCCAAGAUCAAAACUGUGGAUAUCAGUAUGAUCCUCUCAGAAGCCAUCCGUCGCAUUCACAAUGGAGAGUCUAUGUCCUACCUUUUCAGAAACAUAGGCUUAGAUGACUAAAAGGCUGUCCUUUUUAAAACUCCCAAGGGCCAAACUGGAAGCACAGGCAUGAAUGCUGUGAGGACCCUUCUGGCUAGGGCUGGAUGUACUUGACGGAACCCUGUGCUGCUGUUCCUCACCCCUCCCCCCACCCCUCCCCAUGGAUUCCUGGGAAGACAGACAAAACUUUUUAUGUUGGGUUGGGUAUUUGAGUUUUGGGAGCAAUUUUUAUAAAAGAAAAACUAUUCUCCUCUUAAAUAAGUUAAAAUGUGGUUGUUUUUAGUGUAACUAUUAAAAAAAACUUUGGAAUAAGAUUUUUAAGCCUACAAACAGCCUUUUUCCAAAGUUGUUUGAGCCAAGUGUCCAAAAAUGUUCAAAUAAUUUACUCUGAUACCUGCAAUUGAAAAGCCAAAAAGAUUAUACUGUUGACUCAAGUAAAUGAUGUUUUUAGAAAUGCUUUUAUAGACAAGCAUAUGGAAUAUGUGGUUGUAUUUAUUUUCUGCAACAAAAGAAGGAAUAAAAAUAUGUGUUUGUGUGUGUUUUUUAAAA